This is a messenger RNA of Suillus subalutaceus, 1506 nucleotides long. Its product is annotated as cytochrome P450. Gene Ontology annotation, molecular function: monooxygenase activity; oxidoreductase activity, acting on paired donors, with incorporation or reduction of molecular oxygen; iron ion binding. The coding region runs from base 1 to 1506 and encodes 501 amino acids. NCBI's taxonomy places the organism in Eukaryota, Fungi, Basidiomycota, Agaricomycetes, Boletales, Suillaceae. The transcript has 10 exons. The record is from RefSeq and is a predicted model, not a curated record.
AUGUUUCCUUCAGUUGAUGGUCGCCUUGCUAUCCUCGCUGCUUUACCCGCAUCCCUUGUUGUCAUAAAAGCCUUCACGAGGUUCAUUGAUAACAGAAAGAACAAACCUUGCCUUCCUCCUGGCCCAACGCCCCUCCCACUGUUAGGAAACAUCUUAUCUAUCGACACCAAGGAACCUUGGUUGACUUAUACCGAAUGGUGUGUUACCUAUGGAGACUUGUUUUUCGUGCGACUUCUAGGCCAGGAAGUCGUAGUGAUCAAUUCUCAGCACGUUGCAGAAGCGUUAAUGGACAAGCGUUCUCGCAUUUACUCCGAUCGACCUCACAUAGCCACACUCGAGCCGUUUGGUUGGUCGGUCGUCUUUGCAUUCACGGGAUAUGGUGACGAAUGGCGUCUUUGCCGACGACUCUUCCACCAAACAUUCCGCCCCGACUCUGCACUCAAGUUUCGUCCUAUGCAAAUCAAGCGGGCUCGUGAGAUGAUCGUCAACAUAAUUGAUGACCCUCAACACUAUCAUUCUCACUUUGCAACAUUCUCGUCAUCAGUUGGGAUGUCAGCGGCAUACAGCUACCAAACUAGUCCUCGUGAUGAUCCUCUGGUUCGAAUCGUAGAAGAUGCAUUGGCUAUUGGCCUUAAGGUGAUGACCCCAGAGAGAGCAACCCUACUUAAAAUGUUCCCCUUCCUGCUGAGGCUACCUGACUGGUGCUGGGGAUCUGCGAUCAAACGCGAUGCUCGAAUUUCGACCCAUCGGAUGACUGAAAUGACGGACCUGCCGUUCCAAUAUGCGCAGGAGCAUAUAGCCGAAAACUUAUCCCUCGGCCAGGUUUCAAUGGUAUCAGACAAUUUGCAACGGAUGGAGAAGCUAGAUGAGGCAUCAAAACCCAUCUUUAAGACUGCCUUAAAGAAAGCAGCUGCUACUACCACGUCGACCUUGAUGACUUUUGCUCUCGCCAUGGUAUUAUAUCCAGAUGUUCAGAGACGCGCACAAGCGGAGAUCGACUUGGCGGUUGGAGGGGAUCGCUUGCCUACUUUUGAAGACAGACCCUCGCUACCUUACGUUGAAUCAGUCCUGCGCGAAACUUUGCGAUGGCACCCCCUUUUACCCAUUGGCGCACCGCAUGCUACCUCAACCGACGAUAUAUUUGAUGGCUACUUCAUUCCCAAAGGUCUGCCAUUUUUGAUGUUAUAUUGCAGGGCCAUUUCACGGGAUGAAACGCGGUACCCCGAUGCAUCUAGCUUUAUACCAGAGAGGUUCCUGGACGUCAAUAAUGCGCUGACGGACGAUGACCCUGCUAGAUAUGUUUUCGGCUUUGGCCGGCGUGGAUGUCCAGGCCGAUAUGCUGCUGAUGCCUCUGUAUGGUCCGCUAUUGUUACUAUGUUGGCCACGGUGGAGUUUUCUUCUGCCAAAGAUGACCAGGGCAAGGUGAUCGAAUUCACCCCCCCGAUUCACGACGGGACUCACUCAGUACUUGGAUUUUCCCGUAUCAUUCCAUCUUCUCGUCACUAA